UCAGUUUGACAAGCAAAUCGAUUGUAUCCGCACCACCCAGGCUCGGAAACAAAUUUUUACACAGUGUUGGGUUAUUUUUCCGGAGCGUGAAGCCGCUCUGUCAUGUGAGAUAUUUUCCUUCCACCUUCGUCGUCAGCAGAGCAGCAGCCAUCCCAUCCGCAGCAAAUUUCCUUAGUAGUGAAAGAGAACGGCCGACGUGCGGAGUUGCACCAACAGCAGCAGCAGAUAGUGGAUAUAAUUUUUCCUCUGUUGAACAGUUUUUCAAUACCGCUGGCAAAAUGGCCCUGAGCGACGCAGAUGUCCAGAAACAGAUCAAGCACAUGAUGGCCUUCAUCGAGCAGGAGGCCAACGAGAAGGCGGAAGAAAUUGACGCCAAGGCCGAGGAGGAGUUCAACAUCGAGAAGGGCCGUCUUGUGCAGCAACAGCGCUUGAAGAUCAUGGAAUACUACGAAAAGAAGGAAAAACAGGUCGAGCUGCAAAAGAAGAUCCAAUCUUCAAACAUGCUCAACCAAGCCCGUCUGAAGGUUCUUAAGGUACGUGAAGACCAUGUAGGAAGCGUGCUCGAGGAAUGCAGACGUCGGCUGGGAGAGGUCACCCGCGACUCAAGCCGCUACGGUGAUAUCCUCUCCGCUCUCAUCACUCAGGGACUGCUGCAGCUCAUGGAAGCCAAUGUGGUUGUUCGUGGUCGCCAAGCUGACGCCCAGCUGAUCCAGAACAUCCUACCAUCGGCUGUGGAAGCCUACAAGAGUACCUCCGGUAAGGAUGUCGUUGUCACUCUUGACACGGACUUCUAUUUGCCUGCUGACUCUACCGGAGGAGUGGAACUUGUGACACAGUCGUCUCGCAUCAAGGUAUCCAACACUUUGGAGUCACGAUUGGAGUUGAUCGCCCAGCAGCUGAUACCCGAGAUCCGUAAUUCUCUGUUUGGACGUAACAUCAACCGCAAGUUCACUGAUUAAACAGCAGCAGCAGUCCUAUGUUCGCUUCACCUACAUACUUCAGCCACCGUCUUUAUUUCUAUCGUUUUCCCCCGUUUUGAAAGAUUUUCAGCUAACCUACAAUGAAAAAGAGAACAAAAAAUAAGCUAAUUGAGUCCAACAGCGAUGUCUCUCAGUCAUCACACCGAUUAUUUAAAGGUCAGUUCCACCAGGCGUGAAGCUUACAGUUUGUAUUUUUAAUUUUAUUGGUAGUCAAACCGCCCUCACACACUCCGGGUAGGCCGUUUAUUUUUCCAACGAAUUGUCACCUACUCAAAACCGUUUACUGCUAAAUAUCCUGGAAUAACAUCUGCUGGAAUAUUUUGGAAUUUUUGGACGGCUCACUCGAGGUGCUUUGUCGUUUGGUGCGAUUGCCAUCAGUUUUUUUUUCAUACUGGUGCCGAUUGUAGGUUUCUGCAAUUCUUUGUAUAUUUUUUUUUUGUUUCCAUAAGUUUGUUUUAUCCAAUUUUUUCAUGCAAUUAGUUUGUAUACAUUUGUUAUUUUUGUAAUUGAAAAUAUUUUAAUAGUGCUCUUAAAAGAAGUUAAAAUGUUGUUUAAAAGGGUAUUCAAUUACGGAAACCGUGUUCGCAUACAUGAUAAUGAAACAGAACUAUUGAGCGUUUUAGUAAUAAUACUAUUAAAGAAAAAUCAAGGUAAGAACAUUCCUUUUUCAGAUUGAAAUUUACUGCUGUCAGAUUAGAAACAAACGAUUUCUUUAUUUUGAAUUUUCUCUAAAACGAGAUUUCGGUUUGAUUAUGCUUCCAUCCCUUUGAUUCGUGACCAGUGAAUUUAUUGAACAUUUUGUCAUUUCAGUAGAUUUCAACCAGUUUUGAAAACAGACCAAUUUUUGAAAUUUUUGCCUCAGCAUCUUGCUUUACUUACACCAAAUUUCAAACCAAAUAGGUUAAUUGUAAACAAUUCAAAUCAUCAGAUAUUUGCUGCACGUUGAAGCAAUGGCAAAGUUUUGAAAGUUGGGCUAUUUUCUCAGAUAACCGUAAUAAGAUGUGUGUGUCGUUUUUAAAAAUCAUAUCGGUGUGCUCGUGUCGACCAACAACGCCACCUGUUGAAAAAAAAAUCAAUUAAAGGAUGGAACCGCACAAACAAUAAAAUCCACUUGAUCAAACCGAAUCUUCUCUUCAUGAUUUCUGCGUUUUUCUCGUUUUCUUCCUUCAAAAAAAUAACGGAGAAAUCAGUAUUGUUUCAACAAACACAGCUUCUAUCUAUUUCAGAUUUGAGUUAGGAAAAAGAAGAAGCAAACUUGUUUUUAAUCACGAAAUAAUUAGACUUAAUUUAAGAUAAAACUAGCAACAAGAAAAGUAUAUAAAGAUAAUAUAAUAUAUAGAUAUUGUUGUAACCGUAAUGAGCAUAGAUAUUAGUUAAAAUAUGAAACUUACAAUUGAACAAAAACAACACACUUGAUCAAUAAUACAUCAUAAAAAGUACGUAGCUUAACAAGACCUGGAGCUAUUCGUAGUUUGGGAGAUGCUUUCUGUGGAAUCUUAUCCAACACACAAAUUUACAUACUAGACACCACCCAUUCUGAACCAAACAUUUCUUGUAUAACCGAACGUCGUCGGUCGAUUUAGGUAUUUCCGUUUCUGUCACAGUAACACAAAUGUCUAAAUGUAUAACAAAGUAUGCCAACGAACGAAUCUGUAGAAACACCAUUCAGGUGAUUUAUCAAAAUUGUUGAUUCUUACAACUUGAAGUGAAAAUUACUCCCCACACAACAAAAUCGACCACCAUUCAGAAGAACAUCAUAUUUAAUCGAGCUAUUAUAUGAAGGGAUAAACCAGCUGUGUAAAACUAUGUAAUAGGACAAACAUCAGUAAAUAAAGAAAAUCAGUGGUAUGGGAUGAGCAACCAAUCGCGGCGA
Armigeres subalbatus is the source of this 2853-nucleotide messenger RNA. RefSeq names its product V-type proton ATPase subunit E (gene Vha26). Gene Ontology annotation, biological process: proton transmembrane transport. Lineage: Eukaryota; Metazoa; Arthropoda; Insecta; Diptera; Culicidae. Gene Ontology annotation, molecular function: proton-transporting ATPase activity, rotational mechanism. Gene Ontology annotation, cellular component: proton-transporting two-sector ATPase complex, catalytic domain. The coding region runs from base 279 to 959 and encodes 226 amino acids. The transcript is spliced from 7 exons. The record is from RefSeq and is a predicted model, not a curated record.